GCACCUUUGGCAGUGAUUACAGCCUCUCUGUCAGGUUGGAUGGGGAGCGUCGCUGCACAACUAUUUUCAGGUCUCUCCAGAGAUGUUCGAUCGGGUUUACGUCUGGGCUCUGGCUGGGCCACUCAAGGAAAUUCAUAGACUUGUCGUAAAGCCACUCCUGCAUUGUCUUGGCUAUUUGCUUAGGGUCGUUGUCUUGUUGGAAGGUGAACCUUCGCCCCAGUCUAUGGUCCUGAGAGCGCUAAACGAGGUUUUCAUCAAGGAUCUCCUUGUACUUUGCUCCAUUCAUCUUUCGCUCGAUCCUGACUAGUCUCCCAGUUCAUGCUGCUGAAAAAUAUCCCCACAGCAUGAAUCUGCCACCACCAUGCUUCACCAUAGGGAUGGUGACAGGUAUCCUCCAGACGUGACACAUGGUAUUCAGGCCAAAUAGUUCAAUCUUGGUUUCAUCAGACCAGAGAAUCUUCUUUCUCUUGGUCUGAUUCCUUUAGAUGCCAUUUGGCAAACUCCAAGCGGGCUGUCAUGUAUCUUUUACUUAAGAGUGGCUUCCGUCUGGCCACUACCAUAAAGGCCUGAUUGGUGGAGUGCUGCAGAGAUGGUUGUCCUUCUGGAAGGUUCUCCCAUCUCCACAGAGGAACUCUGAAGCUUUGUCAGAGUGACCAUCGGGUUCUUGGUCACCUCCCUGACCAAGGCCCUUCUCCCCCAAUUGCUCAGUUUGGCCUGAUCGGCCAGCUCUAGGAAGAGUCUUGGUGGAAGAAGUUUGGUGGAGGCCACUGUGUUCUUGGGGACCUUCAAUGCUGCAGAAAUGUUUUGGUACCCUUCCCCAGAUCUGUGCCUUGAUACAAUCCUGUCUCCGAGCUCUACGGACAAUUCCUUCGACCUCAUGGCUUGGAUUUUGCUCUGACAUGCACUGUCAACUGUGGGACCUUAUAUAGAUCUGUGUGUGCCUGCCUUUCCAAAUCAUGUUCAAUCAAUUGAAUUUACCGCAGGUUUAGAAACAUCUCAAGGAUGAUCUCAUAGAAAAGGGUCUGAAUACUUAUGCAAAUAAGGUAUUUCUAUUUGUUAUUUUGGAUACAUUUGCAAACAUUUCUAAAAACCUGUUUUGCUUAGUCAUUUUGGGUUAUUGUGUGUAGAUUGCUUUAGAACAAGGCUGUAACUUAACAAAAUGUUUCUGUAUACACUGUAUGUACAGUACAUGUGCAAUGUACUACAUAUUGCUUAUAUAAGCCAGAAAUAACAGCUAGAGAUAGACAGAGAAAUGUUUUUCUAGUUAUGCACUGUCUCUUCGAUAUGUCACAAUCCCCAUUGGACACAGUCACUGGUUCCUAACAGCUGUCUUUGAAUGGAUGUGCUUGGCCUAAAAUAUGAGAGGAUUCAGUUCCUUCUCCUUUUUAUUUGGUUCAGAGUGGCAAAAGAAUAGAGGAACACGGGUGAGACUACGAGAAGAGUGUCCUGAGUCUGUGAAGGUGUUUCAGGUGUUCCGCUGUUUCGUUGGUAACAAUGGAUCACGUCAAGGCAACCGCAGAUUACUAUAUAUAUGAAGACAGCUACAACUAUUCAUCUGAAACAGGCAGUAGCCAAUCCAGUAGCGUGCCCUGCAACCAGGAUGGCAUCAUGGACUUCACCCGGAGCUACUCCCCUGUGGUCUAUAGCCUGGUGUUUGUGCUGGCGCUGGUGGGUAACAUCCUAGUGCUGUGUGUGCUGAUGCGCUACCGUACCUCUCAGACAGGUGGGACCUGCUCCUUCUCCCUCACCGACACCUUCCUGCUCCACCUGGCCGUGUCCGACCUCCUGCUGGCCCUCACGCUGCCCCUGUUCGCCGUCCAGUGGGCCCACCAGUGGGUGUUCGGCAUGGCCGCCUGCAAGAUUUCCGGAGCCCUGUUCUCUCUGAACCGCUACAGCGGCAUCUUGUUCCUGGCAUGCAUCAGCUUCGACCGCUACCUGGCCAUUGUCCACGCCAUCAGCACCGGCUGGAAACGCAACACCUGCCAUGCACAGAUUGCCUGCACCCUGAUCUGGACAGUGUGCUUGGGCCUGAGUGGGGUGGACAUCACCUUUAGACAAGUGGUGAAGGUGGAAGUGGGGCGUUCAGGGGACCAUCAGGGCCUGCUGGUGUGCCAGACGGUGUUCCCCCACAGCUCAGUGCAGUGGCAGGUGGGGAUGCCGCUAGUCAACUUGGUGCUGGGUUUUGGGCUGCCCCUGCUGGUCAUGCUCUACUGCUACAUCCGUAUCUUCCGCUCCCUUUGCAACGCCUCGCGUCGCCAGAAGAAGAAGUCCCUUCACCUCAUCGUCUCCCUGGUGUCCAUGUUUGUGGUCUGCUGGGCGCCCUACAACUCCUUCCAAUUGGCCGAAAGCCUGAAUAAGCUGGGCGUGAUUAGUGGAGGCUGCCAAUUUGGCCGCACGGUGGACAUCGGGAUCCUGGUGUCUGAGAGCAUGGGCCUGUCACACUGUGCCCUGAACCCGCUGCUGUACGGCUUUGUGGGGGUGAAGUUUAGGAGGGAGCUGACCAGAAUGUGUAAGGGGCUGCUGGGACAGAGGUUCUAUCCAGGGAUGAAGGAAUGGGGAGGACAGAGGAAAACACGGAGGCCCACUAGGUCCUUCAGCUCAGCAGAGAGUGAGAACACCCACUCUGUCAUGGCGUGAGCCAGCCACGUGCACAGAUAGGGGUCUACCUGUGCCCGAGCACCUUUUUGUUGUUGUUCUGAACCCACAAGUCAUCGUAAAGUUGUCAAGUUCACCAUCCCCAACCCCCCAUCCCAUUGGUCUGCCCUGUACAGAGCUUGCGUGUGCCUGGUAUCCAAACAUGCAUGGCUUGAAAUGCAGUCACCGGUUGAGUCUGUGUAGCAAGCUACCUAGUUUAAAUAUCAACAGUACUGCCACAGCAGCAUAACAUUUGAUCUACAUCAUCAUCAAUAUUUGGUUUGGCCUACAUAGCCUUCGAGCAGCAGAGAGGCAGAAGACAUAGAGAGAAACAGCUGCAUUCAGGCUCUACAACCCUCUGACCCAACUCCAUCCCAUCAUCAGUCAGGUGUUGCACAUGUGUGUCAGGGCAGCAGCAACACAGGUAGUCUGGACUUUAGCUAACCACCAUACACUAAAAUAUCCACACAAGCCACCAGCCAACCAACCAUAUACUUACUAUAGCAUGAGUUAGAAGAGUAUGAAUAUUAUAGUAUAUUAUGAAGUUAUGAUUUAAGAGCAUUGAAGAGAAUCACAAAAAAUGCUAGUUAACUAUCAGAUUUACAUCAAUCAUCAACACAAUGAUUAGCUGAUAGCCUAUCCUCUUUACCCGAUGUCAGUCAUGUUUAGGAAGCACUUUAAAUAUAUAGGUUUAUGUUUGUGUUUUUUUAGGUAGUAUGUUAUACAUUUAGAGAUAUCAUUUUUUUAAAGGUGGUUGUCACUAGUUACCACAGGCACAUAAUGUAAAAAUUCAUGAAAACAAAUAUUAGCUUUUUGGUCUUAAUUUAAGGUUAGGGUUAGGCAUAAGGUUAGCAGUGUGGUUAGGGGUUAUGGGUGGUUAGGUUUAAAAUCAGAUUUGAAGAAGAGAAAUUGUAGAAAUAGGCGGAGCCUAGCCAUAAUUAUGACUUUGUGGCUCUGGUAACUAGUGAGGACCGUGAAAGGUCUGUGCAUCCCGGCCCAGGUGAGAGCCUGGAGAGAGGGAGAAAGAGAGAGAGAGGGAGUGGGGGAUGUGGAGACUGACAGAAAAGGAGAGGAAGAGAGAAUACAAGUCAAAAGGGGGACAGGUAAUAUUGAACUAGUGGGUGCUGAAAAGAGGGAACACAAAUUGUUUAUUGUGAAAAUGACAAAAUGGGAAAGAAAUACAGAUGUGCACAUUGUGUCAAAGUGAGGAAAAAACUUAUGUUAUUUUGUUGUGAUACGUUCCUCUGGUGCUUCCUGAUAGUGGCCCUGCUCCUACUGUAAUAGGUCAACAUUAUGGUGCUUUUAAAGACAACACAUUCUCAGGGAGGACAUUUUUCAUAUAGUAGCCUAUUUUCACUCUCUUCUUGUAAUUUUGGUUAAUGAAAUUCUACUGUCCAUCCAAUCGUACAGCCUUCCAAGUUAAAACCCUAUCUGCCUCUCGUGUGACCAUGUUAUCCCAUCUGCCUCUAGUAGUGUGACCAUGUUAACCCCAUCUGCCUCUAGUGUGAGCAGCAAAGACUGCAUAAUAUGAAGGUGAGCAGUGAACAAUUUCUCAAGCUGUUUAGUUUCCUGAUAAGUUGAUGACUAUAAUUUCAAGGAACUGGAUAAUUUCUUGCAAAAUAUAUUUUUUUAAAUGUAUGAAACCUACUUCCUCAAAAGGGCCAAGUCAUCACUAUAUGUGUUACUCAUAUGUUGUCUUGUGUUUUUGAAGGCAGCAAACACUUAUACAUUUCAAAUCCUGCAGCAAUAGUUUUUUCUUUGUUUGAUUGCUUCAUUUGUUCACUGGGGAAACAAAGGUGUUAAGUAAGUCAUGACAGACAUGCAGCUUUACUUAUGGCAAAUGUUGACAUGUUCUUUGGUACCAGACUGUUAUUCAACAUUUUCUAAUUCACUUCUUUAGAUGAGAUUGUUAUACAUCAGUCAGCACAACACAUACAGUGCCUUGCGAAAGUAUUCGGCCCCCUUGAACUUUGCGACCUUUUGCCACAUUUCAGGCUUCAAACAUAAAGAUAUAAAACUGUAUUUUUUUGUGAAGAAUCAACAACAAGUGGGACACAAUCAUGAAGUGGAACGACAUUUAUUGGAUAUUUCAAACCUUUUUAACAAAUCAAAAACUGAAAAAUUGGGCGUGCAAAAUUAUAAGCCUGAAAUGUGGCAAAAGGUCGCAAAGUUCAAGGGGGCCGAAUACUUUCGCAAGGCACUGUAUGUACAUAGGAUUGUAUACAUGUAUUUCUAUGUUGUAGAAAUCUUAGGAAGUAGAAUAAAACAUUGGGGGAAAUGUACAUUUGAUAUAUCAAUAAAUAAAUUAUAUGCAAAUA
Messenger RNA from Oncorhynchus masou masou (cherry salmon), 4952 nucleotides. RefSeq names its product C-X-C chemokine receptor type 3-2-like. Gene Ontology annotation, biological process: G protein-coupled receptor signaling pathway; cell chemotaxis; immune response. The transcript is spliced from 2 exons. Lineage: Eukaryota; Metazoa; Chordata; Actinopteri; Salmoniformes; Salmonidae. The record is from RefSeq and is a predicted model, not a curated record. Bases 1495 to 2637 code for a protein of 380 amino acids. Gene Ontology annotation, cellular component: external side of plasma membrane; membrane. Gene Ontology annotation, molecular function: C-C chemokine receptor activity; C-C chemokine binding.